AUGGGCCGCUCUCUCCAGCAAGGGGAUAAGAGAGGCCUGAGAGGAACCUGCCCAGCCUGGCUUCAGAAGCAGCAUCUGGGACAUGUCAGCCAUGGCCUGGACGCCUCUCCUCCUCAGCCUCCUCGCUCACUGCACAGGCUCUGUGGCCUCCUAUGAGCUGACUCAGCCACCCUCAGUGUCGGUGUCCCCAGGACAGACAGCCAGCAUCACCUGCUCUGGAGAUAAAUUGGGGAAUGCAUAUGCUUACUGGUACCAACAGAAGCCAGGCCAGGCCCCUGUACUGGUCAUCUAUAGCGAUAGCAACCGGCCCUCAGGGAUCCCUGAGCGAUUCUCUGGCUCCAACUCGGGGAACACGGCCACCCUGACCAUCAGCAGGGUCGAGGCUGGGGAUGAGGCUGACUAUUACUGUGCUGCAAGCUAUGGCAGUGGGGGCAGCUGGCAGUACAUCUUCGGUGGUGGGACCCAGCUCACCGUCCUAGGUCAGCCCAAGGCUUCCCCCUCAGUCACUCUGUUCCCGCCCUCCUCUGAGGAGCUCCAAGCCAACAAGGCCACACUAGUGUGUCUGAUCAGUGACUUCUACCCGGGAGUCGUCGAAGUGGCCUGGAAGGCAGAUGGCAGCGCUGUCAACACGGGAGUGGAGACCACCACACCCUCCAAACAGAGCAACAACAAGUACGCGGCCAGCAGCUACCUGAGCCUGACGCCUGACCAGUGGAAGUCCCACAAGAGCUACAGCUGCCAGGUCACGCACGAAGGGAGCACCGUGGAGAAGACAGUGGCCCCUGCAGAAUGUUAAUAGGUUCCCACCCCUCACCCCACCCAUGGGGGCCUGGAGCUGCAGGAUCCCAGGGGAGGGGUCUCUCCUCCCACCCCAAGGCAUCCAGCCCUUCUCCCUGCACUCAAUAAGCCCUCAAUAAAUAUUCUCAUUGACAAUCAGAAA
This is a messenger RNA of Piliocolobus tephrosceles (Ugandan red Colobus), 940 nucleotides long. RefSeq names its product immunoglobulin lambda-1 light chain-like. The coding region runs from base 83 to 796 and encodes 237 amino acids. The record is from RefSeq and is a predicted model, not a curated record. The transcript has 4 exons. NCBI's taxonomy places the organism in Eukaryota, Metazoa, Chordata, Mammalia, Primates, Cercopithecidae.